Juglans microcarpa x Juglans regia is the source of this 2724-nucleotide messenger RNA. RefSeq names its product dynamin-related protein 3A-like. Gene Ontology annotation, cellular component: membrane; microtubule; cytoplasm. Gene Ontology annotation, molecular function: GTP binding; GTPase activity; microtubule binding. Bases 246 to 2594 code for a protein of 782 amino acids. The record is from RefSeq and is a predicted model, not a curated record. The transcript is spliced from 19 exons. NCBI's taxonomy places the organism in Eukaryota, Viridiplantae, Streptophyta, Magnoliopsida, Fagales, Juglandaceae.
AGAACAAGGAAAAUAAAAAAAAGAGCCUAUAGCAGCGUCACCUCGUACAAUGGCUCGACUCACUUUCUUGCUUCCGAAGCACUUUCUUCUUCUUUUUAUUGGCACCGGUGAGCGCGUCCCGACUAAUCCCGUGGAGAGCAACAAGCAUUUUCUUCCUUCCAAGAACAAGAAGUUUGCCACAUCGGUGAGCGCAACUUGUAUAAAUCUUUAUUAAAACGCUAGGGUUUUAUUUGGCUUCAAGAUUAAUGGGCGAAGAAACAAGACCGAAUGGUACUAAUCCGAGAACUUCCGCACCACCGACGAUUGGCUCGUCGGUGAUCCCGAUCGUCAACAAGCUCCAAGACAUUCUAGCGCCGGUGGGGAGCGAACUGUCCAAUAUUUCGCUCCCACAUGUGGCCGUGGUGGGCAGUCAGAGCAGCGGCAAGUCCAGCGUACUCGAGGCGCUGGUUGGCCGUGACUUCCUUCCUCGCGGCUGCGACAUUUGCACCCGCCGACCCCUAAUACUGAUGCUCGAGAAUUCCCAGCCGAAACCGGGUGACCACGAUGGCAGGGUCGAGUGGGGCGAGUUCCGUCACAUGCCCGGCCGGCGCUUCGACGAUUUCUCCAAGAUUCGUCAAGAAAUACAGACCGAGACUGAAAGGGAAGCAGGAUAUAACAAAGGGGUUUCGGAUAAACAAAUUGGCCUAAAAAUUUUCUCUCCGAAUGUACUUAAUAUGACCCUCGUUGAUCUACCCGGUAUUACCAAAGUUCCCGUGGGAGAUCAACCUAGUGACAUUGAAGCGAGGAUUAGGAAGAUGAUAAUGGCACACAUCAGCCAAGAAAACUGUAUCAUAUUGGCUGUUAGUCCCGCAAAUUCUGAUUUGGCAACUUCUGAUGCGCUUCAGAUGGCAAGAGAAGCUGAUCCAACCGGUUCUAGGACUAUUGGUGUAAUCACCAAGCUUGAUAUAAUGGAUAGGGGUACUGAUGCCCGAAACUUUCUGCUCGGAAAAGUUGUCCCACUUCACCUUGGUUAUGUUGGUGUUGUGAAUCGCAGCCAAGAGGACAUUAAUAAAAACCGAAGCAUUGCAGAAGCUCUUGCAUACGAGGAGAGAUUCUUCCGUGAUCAUCCUGUAUAUUGUGGUCUAUCAAAUCAUUGCGGCAUUCCGCAGUUAGCUUCCUUGCUGAAUCAGAUUCUGGAACAGCAUAUCCAAAUGGUUCUCCCAGGUUUAAAGGCUGAGCUCAAUUCCCAUAUGGGUGGUAUCGUUAAAGAGCUGCGAACAUAUGGAGACGCCAUGGAAUCUAAAGGGGAGCAAGGAGUGAUUCUGUUGGACAUUUUGUCAAAAUAUUGUGAAGUCUUUUCUGCCAUGGUGGAUGGGAAAAGCAACGAAAUGUCAACCAAAGAAUUGUCAGGCGGAGCCAGGAUUCACUACAUUUUUCAGUCUAUUUUUGUACAGAGUUUGGAGGAAGUGGACCCUUGUGAAGAUCUGAAUGAUGAUGAUAUCCGAACAGCUGUUCAAAAUGCCACUGGUCUGAGAAAUACUUUAUUUUUGCCAGAAGUUCCAUUUGAAGUUUUGGUUAGACGACAAAUUGCUCGGCUGCUAGACCCUAGCCUUCAGUGUCUACGGUUUGUUUACGAUGAACUGAUGAAGAUGAGCCGUGCUUGUGGGGUAGCUGAGUUGCAAAGGUUUCCAUUCUUAAGAAGACGUAUGGACGAAGUCAUGGGAAAGUUCUUGCGUGAUGGUGUAAAACCUGCUGAGAGAAUGAUAGAAAAUCUUAUUGAGACGGAGAUGGAUUAUAUAAAUUCUUCAAAUCCUAAGUUUAUAGGCGGGAGCAAAGCUAUUGAGCUUGCUAAGCAGCAGUUGAAAUUAGCACAGGGAAAUCAUCCUUCCUCGAAUAAUGAGAGACCUGUAUCAUCUGGAAAAAAAAGUUACAUGAGCAGUAACAUUAAUAAGGCAGGAGGUAACACAGCCUUGGGGACUUGGGGAAUUUCAUCAAUAUUUGGCAGCAGGGCAAAAUCUGGAGAGGUGCAAGCUAGCCAAUCUGUUGGCGAAACUGUUCCGUUUGUGGAGCAGAUACCUUCUACAAUCCAGUUGAGAGAGCCACCAUCCAUGCUAAGGCCACUUGAAACGACAGAGCAUGAUGCAGAGAUAAUAAUUGCAACAAAAUUACUCUUGGGGUCUUACUAUGACAUUGUUAGAAAGAACAUCCAAGACUUAGUUCCAAAGUCUAUAAUGCACUUUCUGGUUAAUUAUACAAAAAGGGACCUUCAUUUCGUCUUUAUACAAAAACUGUACAAAGAGAACCUUUUUGACGAGCUAUUGCAGGAGCAUGAUGAAGUUGUUGUAAAAAGAAAACAGAUCCGAGAAAUGUACAAUGUUUUGCUACAAGCCAUUCAGACACUUGAGGAGGUUGAGCUCUCCCAUAAUUCAAACUUAAGAUCAGGCACUGAAGCUGCCACCAGAUUGCCAACAACCCCUGACUUUUCAUCCCAUGUACGCUCAACAAAUUGUGGUGAGAACAGGUCAUCUGACGCAUCGUCAUUUACUAAUUCCAGAGCUCGUAGAUUAUUUCAUUCAGAAGGGGAGGCAUUGCCUGUCAAGUCAAAUGGACUGUAACUAUCAAGCACGUGGUAGGGCUGUAUUCUAAUUCAGAAAAUGCAAUUGAGAUUUGCUACGGUCCAAACUUUGUACGGUGCUCUUGUUUCCAUAUAGAAAUUUAGCUAGGGUUCAAACUUUGCUGCUUCAA